Brugia pahangi is the source of this 1686-nucleotide messenger RNA. The record is from the annotation of a GenBank genome assembly. NCBI's taxonomy places the organism in Eukaryota, Metazoa, Nematoda, Chromadorea, Rhabditida, Onchocercidae.
AUGAAGGAUUGUCCCCCAAUUGUUCACAUGUGGUUGUCGCUGUUUCUGUUCGUGUAUAACGUUUGCAACGGUGUAGGCGCAAUUGUCGUUGGACAGUGCUGUCGAAAACGUGGCGUGACGGAGACAUGUACACGGAUGCUGUGUAAUCCCCAGAAUCCACCUAAUGAUUUUGAUGUUUAUAAUAUUUUUGAGCGAAAAUUGAAUUGUCAACCGUAUAUGAAUGCAAUCUCGCAAUGCUUAGCUGAUGGUCGUGAUCAUAUUCAUUGCUGUAUGAGUGAAGCAAAAGAUCGUGAUGAAAAUGCAUGCUUUGGUAUGUGCCGUGGUGAGGGUAUCGAUGGUAUUGCAGCGUGGGAUAAAUAUCAGACCUGUUUAGCUAUCAAUUUACAUCCUAUGUUUCGCUGUUUUGAGCAUGGUUAUUUGAACAUUCCAACAUCACCUGUAUCGUUACGUAUUGUUUCUAAAAGUACGGAUAGUGUCGUUAUCGCUUGGUCACCACCAGCAGUUAACUCACAUCUUGCUGAGUCAUAUCAAGUUAUCUGUAAAGAAGCUGAUAGUGGUUUCAUCGAAAAGACCAUCAAUACUCGAAGUUAUAAGGUUACGCUUACAAAUUUACACGCUGACAGUAAAUAUUUGGUAUAUGUAAUUGCGAUAACUCGUGAUGGACGCCAUCGAUCAUUACCUUCUGAGACCAUCCAUUUUUAUACAGCUGGAGUAGCACCAAGAGUUGUUGCAUAUCGUGAAACUGUUUCAAUUCCUGGUGAUGCUUCAUCGGUAACAAUUGCUUGUCGAAUGGAAAUGCCCGGUACCACUCAUAAAAGUGUUCAUUUUGAAUGGAAAAAAAUGCACGAAAAAACGAGUCAUUAUGAGAAAAUUGGAGGAGAUAAGUAUAGUUUCACCAAUUAUAUUUCAUCUCAUGAACAUCCACGCCAUUAUGUUUCUGCUCUUCAAAUCAAAUUCCUAAAGUUAUCAGAUUUUGGUACUUAUCGCUGUAUUGCAACUAAUGAUUUUGGUAGUUCAAGUGCUGAUAUUCGAGUGAUACAACGUGUGCUAACCUCAGCAACACCGAUACCACCAGAACCACCAUACAUAUGUUGUCAACGUUUAGGAAUUCGAUCACCAUGUGUUGCUGUUUGUGGUUCUGAAUUUGGUAAGCAUGCAGCUCUACGAGCUGAAUCAUUCAUUAAUAGUCAUUGUGAAGAUGAAAUAAGCAAAUUUCUUACUUGUACAACAGUAGGUGUUGAUGAAGGUGCAUGCUGUUUACGAAAAAAAGUUCCUGGAAUUUGUUUACCACUUUGUGAUGGCUUUCAAAUGAAUAAAUUGGAUACAAUUCCACAUGCAUGCGCUGUAUAUACAUUUUCCAUCUUUCAAUGUCGAAUGGAAAAUGCAGAUAGUCGACCAGCAACUGUAUCUGGCCUAAAAGCUAUUCCAAAUUCGGAUGGUGAUUUAAUAUUACGUUGGGAUUUAACACCACGUGCUGAUAUGUAUCACGUUUAUUGGAAGCGUAAAUUUUCAACAACAUGGGAAUUGAGUUCUGUUGUAACAACCAGUAAACGUAUUUUUGGUAAUGUUGCAAAUGAUAUCGAUGAAAUUGUUGUUGUUGCAUCAAAUAGCUUUGGUAAUGCUCAUCCAGUACGGUUAAUUCAUAAUGAUGAUAAAUGGAUCGCUUCCUAUCAUUUCCAGUUUUGA